Molecule: messenger RNA, 1866 nt
Organism: Daldinia caldariorum
Lineage: Eukaryota; Fungi; Ascomycota; Sordariomycetes; Xylariales; Hypoxylaceae
Exons: 2
Coding region: 1-1761 (586 amino acids)
Source: RefSeq, a predicted model, not a curated record
AUGGCGUCGAGGUCGACAAUGGAACACGCCGACACAAUAUACAAUGACCCGAGAAAAGCUUUUGAUGAUCCUCGACGAGAAGCAAUUUUCCGUAGGACAUAUCGACGUUGGAAGAAGGCUCUUGGUCACGCCAAGUCCACUCCUGUUGACAACCUUCUACACGCGCGUGAUCUAGACAAUCUUCUGGUUCGAAUACCCGCGCUGCCAGCACGUAUCCCCAGCAACUGGGGAGCCAUUGAGGGAUUUUCAACUUGGCAAAAUCAAGGCAACUCUCCAAGUAAGAGCUGUGACUUGCGACAGAAGCAGAAUCCAACCCAAAAGCUCUCCCUACGGCGACCACGGUACACCAAGUGCAGUCUAUCCACCGAAGCAAGUUUCCAAACAUGGAAAACUUCCAAGUAUAAUGGAUUGGCUCUUCUUGUUCUUGCCUGGGCGUACAUUCUUAAUAUGAGUCUUGCAGAACGGAAAGACCAGGAAGUAGCCUGGUGGAAACUCAUUAGCACGCCCGGGAGGCCUCAGCUAGGCAAAAAGGAACGAGGUCCGCAUCUGCCCUGGACACUUUUACUUGAAGACGUUGGCUCACUAGAGAUUAUCGGGAGCGGAGUUGCCUCAGAACUUGCGGAACUGCCAACGGUCGCCAUAGCUGCCACUUAUCUAGCUCGGUUUUGUGCCGCCUGUGGCCUGGGAGAUCAGAACUCUGCGGCAUUUGCAGCGGCGCUCGUUCUCCCGUCGCGCAGCUUCUACUCCACGUAUACGAUGCUUCCCACAAUAACUUUACCCGCAGUCUCAUUACCUCCAUCCGUAAAUCUCUCUGGAUCAUACGAUAUCUAUCCUCCCCAUUUCGAGUCACUUAGCUAUUUCAUGACACUCAGCCUUUCCAUCCACACCUUCGAUGCUUGCCUGGAAAGUGUAGUUUGGGAGCCGGGUAUUGACUGCAACGUUGCAGGAGCCGUGAUUCGGGCCAUCAGUAAGAUAGUUGAUCCAAUCUACGAAUCGAGAGACUACGAAUUGCUAGCGAAAGUUCUGUCUAGUACAAAAGCGGCGCCUUUGUGGCUCGGUGUUGCCUUGUGUAAUUGGGGAUAUCCCCUUCGCGCUUGUCUUGAGUAUGGUGACACUUACACAAUCAAAUGGGAGGAGAUAGCCCCUUGGACAGGCAUUUCUCAGUCGUUUCUAGAUCUCGAAAACCAGGGACCAUAUCUACGAGAAGAUGAUACGGUUACUAGAGCCAAUGUUUGGCGCUUGCGUCACGACUGCUUCAAUAACUAUACGGAUGAGUCUUACCAUAAGAUUCCAAAUAACCCGUGGCCCCCUUUUGGGUUUAUGCGUUCCAAGGACGUUGAUAUGGAGUUGCAAAGCCACCUCAGAUGUUCACACCACUGGAAGUACCAACAUUGGACAUGGCUUGUUCCUGGAUCUAUAAGAGACAAAGGCUUUACUACGCAUCAACGCAACCCUGAACCUCCGAUGCCUUUACCUCUAGAAAAUAUAAGUACUGGUGACGAAACGGUAGUGGAUGAGGAGGAUAUGGAGGCAAUUUGUCGUAUUUCCAAAUACACAGCCAAAAACGUCUUCUUCUGGUCCCGUGACCAAGUAGAAGAAAAUUUCACGCACAAUAUCGUCGAUGAAUUUUACCAUGGUGAAGAGCCAUUGGAGGAUGAGCAGAGCGACAAGGAGCCAAUGGACUUUGGGCCAAUAUACAAGUGGGUGGAUGGAGUAGUAGCACUUGAAGAAGAUUCCGAAGAUGAACUAUCCAGGGAGUAGUAAAAAGCAACAGGUAGGCGAAGGUUUGACAAACGUCGGAAUUGAAUCCAUGAGAGUGGUAAAUAGGAGUUUCUGUAUAUGCGAUGGUAUGUAGCGUGUAUAUUA